This is a messenger RNA of Cladocopium goreaui, 1977 nucleotides long. NCBI's taxonomy places the organism in Eukaryota, Dinophyceae, Suessiales, Symbiodiniaceae. The record is from the annotation of a GenBank genome assembly.
AUGAAUGUGGGAUGUAAGCAAACAUGCUCUCUCUGUAGACUCCGGGCCUUAUUGGAAGAGCGUUUCCUACCCGACUUGGACAGUGCCCUCCGCUCUGUUGUGCAAAGCGCUGCCAUUUUUGGAAGGCACACACGACCUGCGGGCAGCUUCCGUUUCAAGGCUAUGAAAUAUCCUGGUGAUGUUGACCUGGAAGAGUAUUUGGCCAUAGAUGCCAACAGUCGAGAUGAGGCCCUGACAGAACUUUGCAGGACCAUUCAGACCCAAUAUGGGAAUACCGAAUAUGGGAAUAUCGCUGGGGCAGGUGGUGUGGAAAUGUUUUUCGGUGGAUUCAAAGCAGGUUUUGAGCCCGCGUCUGAAUGUAGCGGUGCAAAAAAAAAAAUCCUAAGUUGGACGCAACAAGACAUUUCGUGCUCGUCAACAGAAGCUUUGAAAAAAGCUUUGGGAGAAGGUCAUCAUACUUGGACUGCCAAGCUUGACUUGUUUGCAAAAGUGAAACUUUUUGAGGAUUCCAAAGAGACACGUCGCUAUUUUGAGGUUACCAAUGUCCUGCGAGCUGGUUGGUUCAAAGGGGCUCAACCUAUCCAGCCGAUCAGCGACGAGAAGGAUUUUUUGCAAUCAGUUGAGAAGAAUUUGGAGAAGUUUUCAGGUGAGGAACCCAAUGCAAUGAAGUACGUCAAGCGCCUUUGGGAGAGAAGUGCCUAUUUAGCGGAGCGAGGAUUUGACUUGGAGUGGAACUUGAGCAUUUUGGAGGCUCUCCGCCCGCUGCUUGGUCACUGGGUCGCUGAACUCAAUCAAGUUGCGGCGCAUGUCGAGACCAUCAUCAAUAUGAUGCAAUCUUCCCACGAGUUGUUUGAACAUGCACGUACCGAUCUGCCCAUACUUCGUCAGAACUUGAGCAGAUUGAAGUCUCGGCUUCACAACAUUGAUGAGUCAGAGAAGCAGGCUGCAGAAGAUGGGCGCGACAGCAUUGCAAAAGCACUGAAGUACAUCCCGGAGCUGCUACCAGAAUCAUCACCAGAAGCUGCGAAAGAGAAAGACAUGUUACGUACAUUCCUGCAUAAAGCACAGCUGUUGUUGGAAAGCUGCGUUGAGACCGUCUUGAUCGGAAAAUUGGGUUCUUUCAAAGUUCCAGUGGCCAAACCACUCGGAAAGCUCUGGACGUUUCCUUCAGACCACCCUCCCAUUGCAGCUAUGCUCAAACUCGGUGAGAACUCCAUCAAGGUUGCUUCCUGGAAUGUUCUGAACCGGAACUACUAUGAAUACAUAGAUAAAAACACACAAGGACUCAAAGGCUCGGAAAUAACAAUGCAGCAUGAAGCUGGUACAAGAGAGAGCAAGAUCAUUGAGAAGAUCGAAGAGAUGCUACAGAACGAUUUCCGAAUAUUGUGCUUACAAGAAUGCUGGCCCGAGUUGCUUCAGCAGCUUGGAGAAGCUUUGGAGGAAAGACAGCCUGAAGUUCAGAUGCACUGCAGCGGAGAAGACAAGAACCAAGAGGCAAUACGUUGUAUGUGUUAGGACAUCUUGUUUUCCAUAUCCGACAUCCAACAGAAAAUCGCAGCAUUUUGCCUCAUAGCUCUGGCAAUUGUUGGACUCAACAUCUGUAUCCACCCCGGCCCCUUGCAGGCAAUCCUUUUCCAUUCCGACCAUGUUUACUUUCGGGAACGUAUUCGUUUUCAUCGCGCCUUCAGAGAGAAUUCCAAGAAGGCGGUUUUUUUGCUUGAAGCUGAAGCUGGUACCAUACACUUAGCCUGUGUAGGCAAGGUUUUGUUUCUUUCUUCUUUCGCCAGUGCAAGUGGUGACUGAGGCCCAUUUCAAACAUGCUGGAAUGGGCCUUUUGCGUGUUGUGACAACGCAUCUACCCGGUGCUCCUUUUGGGCGCGCUCGCAAAGAAUUUGCCGAUUGCAUAGCUGGGAUUGUCAAGGGCGAGAAGCUGCCAACCGUACUGCUGGCAGAUCUGAACUUUCCCGAAAAGGCCUU